This is a messenger RNA of Penicillium olsonii, 3183 nucleotides long. Lineage: Eukaryota; Fungi; Ascomycota; Eurotiomycetes; Eurotiales; Aspergillaceae. The record is from the annotation of a GenBank genome assembly.
AUGAGUGGAUGUGCCGCCGCCGCAGCUGGUCAUUGUGGAGGUUUUUUGAUUACUGCAAACAAUGCACUUCUCAGCCUUGAAGUGACUGAAAGCAACUCACCUGGACGGAGUACGGAUAUCUCUGUAUACCAGUUGGCCACCUCGGUCAAGUCUAUCCUCUAUUCUGCCGAUGUGAUUGCGCUGUCUGCUUCACAUGUUCUCAUGGCUGCCGGUACCGUCUUCGGAGAAAUCAUUGUAUGGUCAUGUUUCUUAAGCGAUGAUGGCUUGCAUAAAGCCAAUGCCGUUGGCUCCAUUCACCAUUUCUUCACGGGACAUGAGGGAUCAAUCUUCAACGUCCGCAUCUCUCCUCAAAUAUCGUCCCUGAACCCAAACCAGCCCGGCAGGUUCCUGGCAAGUUGUAGUGACGACAGAACAGUCCGAAUCUGGGACAUCUCGGACUGCGAAAACAAAACAGCGCAAGACCCCUCUGCAUACGCAACGGACGGGUACGAUCUGCGAAGCACAGGCUUUGGUCCUGUUGGAGCAGGGGAUCAAACUGUUGGAUCCGAGUCAUGUGUCGUGCAAGCAUUUGGACACGCAGCCCGCAUCUGGGGUGUUUAUUUCAGAUCCAUUCAGAACAAAGACCAAACUCACGUGGGGCUAGUAUCUCGCGGAGAGGACUGCACAUGCGUCAUGUGGGAUCUGAGCUGGUCAAAAUCUUCAGAUGGCGCUACCAGUUAUGAACUCACGGAGGCUUCUUCAAUACAGCCUCAUAUCGGCAAACAUAUCUGGUCCCUGGAUCUUCACAGACUUGAUUCUGAAACCGUGGUUUAUACUGGAGGUGCCGAUGGGGCACUCAAGCGUUUCUCCAUCAAGGAGAUUGAUGAUACUCAGCUGCCAGUCCGUCCUGCACCUGAGCCAGAAAUUCCUGGUUUCCAGAGGAAAAGGAAGCAACCUACGACCGAUAGAGCGAGAGCGUUCGCAUUUGUUUCGCCGAGCUGCCUUCUCUGCGUAUCAACUAAUGGACAGGUGCAGCUUGGACACAUGGACCAGACAGGCAGAUCAACGACUUCGUGGGAGGUACUACGUGAGGUACCUGAUCUUGGCUCUUUCGCUGUGAUCACCGGUCUUCCUCGAAAAGGCCUAGCAUUGAUAGGUAACUCCAGGGGAUUGAUUCAAAUCUACGAUCACGCUGCCAGAUCGUUUACCGACGUUGCCACUAUCGGCUCACGGCCUCUUGGGCUAUUCUUCCUUGAAACCAACUCCUCUUCGACCCAGUUCUUGAAAACCGCCAAGGAAAUCACCUUCCUUGUCUGUUAUCCAACAAAGGAGGAGGCGACGCUCGUCACGGCCUCUGGUUGGAACAGCGAUAGCUUCAAGACCCAUGCUGUGACUUUCAAAUUGCCUUCUACUUUUGUAGUUUGCAGUGCGGCUUUGAUCUUCGAGGGACAGUAUUUGAUGAUUGGCUCGAAAGCAGGUGGUCUUGCUGUUUACCAAACGCCGAAAAACGAUGAGACUUCUGAGCCGACAUUGAUUGACCGACGUAUCCAUGGCCGAGAAUUUGUGAAUCACAUUCACACAGUGUCAUCAACUAACGGCAGUGAUGGCACGCAAUCAGAUUUUGUAUUGACAUGUGGUCGCGAUGGGACUUACUGCCUCCACGAAAUGCGGCUCGGUGGAAAUAAGACCGAUACCCUUUCUAUGAGAAUAGUGCACCGCACGGCAUCCAUGAUCGGUGGAAACAUUGAAGGUGCCUAUGUUGACGAACUUACCGGUGACUUUAUGCUAUACGGAUUCAGGUCUCAAGAAUGGGUCCUGCGCAAUGAGUCGAAAUUAACGGAUAUCAUAAACAUUGCGUCUGGUGGGUUCCGUCGAGACUGGGCCUUUUCUCCCGGGUCAAAAGAUGCCAAUGCUUGCUUCGUGUGGCGGGAUGAUGCUUCUCUGGUCGUAACUCACAUACAACCUGAUGCUAGUCACUUGCUUCGAGCCGGUGGUCACGGCCGAGAACUCAAAGCGGUUGAUGUAUUCAGUGCUCCGGAAGGAGGCCGAUCACUCAUUGCCACAGGGGCAGAGGACACCACCGUACGCCUGUUCGCCCCAACCUCUUUGGUGUCCGCUAGCCCGUGGGGCACCUUUGAGUGUGUGCGCGUUUUGGAUAGACACAAGUCUGGAAUUCAACAAGUCAGUUGGUCCAAGGAUGGAAAAUAUCUAUUCACGAGUGCCGCAUUUGAGGAGUUCUUCGUUUGGAGAGUUCGUGCCGUCCCUUCAUUUGGAAUUGCUACGAACCUUUUGGCCGCUAGUCCCAAGGAUGAUCCAAAUUCUGAUCUCCGUAUCUUGAGUUUCGAUCUCUUGGAAGUGAAGGAGGUAGAUGGAGGGCAAGGGUUCCUCCUGUGUCUCACCUUUUCAAACUCCACCAUCAAAAUCUUCCACUUCUCGCCGUCUGGGUGUCAUUUCAGCCUUUUGACCCGCGGGACAUACAUGACGAAUUGUUUGACACAGGCUCACUUUUUGGUCACCGGCUCUUCUGUGAAUCUGAUCACCGCAGCUACCGAUGGGUUCUUCACACUCUGGGAUAUAACUGCAACACUUGAAUCGUUCUACACAAUGACUGACUCAGUGUUGGAGGCCAAGCACGCAUUCAACGGCUCGUCUGCCCCAGCAGAUGAUAUCACAUGCGAAGGCCGAUACCAGAUUCACUCAAACAGCAUCAAAGGAAUGGAGCUAGUGCCCUUGUCCGAGACAGCUACUGCCAUUGUAGCUGGAGGCGACGAUAAUUCUAUCUCCGUCUCUCUUCUGCACACAUCGUCAACGACCACUGAUCCUAGAGCGAAUGUUGCCACAGUAUCCAUCCCGGAUGCUCACGCCGCGGCUGUUACAACAGUCAAGGUACUCAGUCAACACAAUAUCCCUGAUACUUCUUCGAACACAGCAUCCACCAAGAUCACUGUGGCAACCUCGGGCAAUGAUCAUCGGGUCAAGAUUUGGUCUAUCGUCGUGGACCCAGCACAACCUGGCACCCAGGGAAUCAGCGUGGAAUUUUUGCUCGAUAGAUACAGCGCGGUAGCAGAUGUAUCCUCAUUGGGUCUUGUUCGGAAGCAUGGCUCUGUCAAUUCGUCUGACAGCGAUGUACCCGGGUCGCAAAAUAGCCAGGCCCAGUUGGUAGUGUGUGGUGUCGGUAUGGAGAUGUUCGGUGUCAAGGAUUGA